AUGACUUCCCUCAAAGUCCAGCUUGAAUCCUCCCCGCCAUUCGAGCAUGCGGCGGAGCUGCACAAGACGGCCAAGGCCAUGGGCGCCCCCGGCAAGGGCCUCCUCGCCGCCGACGAGAGCACGGGCUCCAUUAAGAAGCGCCUCGAGAAGGUCGGCAAGGAGAACACCGAAGACAACCGCCGGGAAUGGCGAGACCUGCUCUUCACCGCCGACGGCGACAUCGAAAAGCACAUCUCCGGCAUCAUCACGUUCGAAGAGACGUUGAUGAACCACAGCGCCCAGCUCGAGUCCAAGUACAAGGGCAAGACGUUUGUCGACAUCAUCAAAUCCCGCGGCAUCAUCCCCGGCAUCAAGGUCGACAAGGGCACCGUCGCUCUGCCGCGCACCAACCCGGAGGAGACAACGACACAGGGUCUCGACGGCCUGCUGGACCGCUGCAAGCAGUUCUACGAGCGCGGCGCGCGCUUCAGCAAGUGGCGAUGCACCUACAUUGUCUCGCCUACCACGCCCUCCGCCCUGGCCAUCGAGGAUAACGCAGAGGUGCUCGCUCGCUACGCUGCCAUUUCGCAACAGGCGGGUCUGGUGCCCAUCGUAGAGCCCGAGGUGCUCAUGACGCACGACCAGUCCAUUGAGCGCUCGCUCGAAGCGCACAUCGCCGCCUACUCCGCCCUCUUCAACCGCCUGGCGCUGCACAAGGUCGACUUCCAGGGCCUCGUGCUCAAAGCGUCCAUGGUGGUGCCGGGCGAGAAGCACUCCAAGGGCAAAGCGGAGCAAGUCGCCGACGCAACGCUGCAGUGCCUCUCCAAAACCGUUCCUCCCUCCGUGCCGACAAUUGUCUUCCUGUCGGGCGGUCUGAGCGACAAGGAUUCUAUCGAGUACUUGAAUGCUCUUAAUAAGCUGAAGCAGAAGGACCCGAGCAUUGCUCCGUGGGCCCUGACCUUCUCGUACGGCCGUGCGUUGCAGGGUGUGGCGAUGCAGGCUUGGGCUGAUGGCAGCGUGCAAGACAGCCAGAAGAAGUGGGUGGAUCGUGCGCAGUGGUCGGGCGAGGCGGCGGAGGGCAAAUACAACGGCGGAUGCCCAUGA
Molecule: messenger RNA, 1083 nt
Organism: Neohortaea acidophila
Lineage: Eukaryota; Fungi; Ascomycota; Dothideomycetes; Mycosphaerellales; Teratosphaeriaceae
Product: fructose-bisphosphate aldolase class-I
Exons: 1
Coding region: 1-1083 (360 amino acids)
Biological process (GO): glycolytic process
Molecular function (GO): fructose-bisphosphate aldolase activity
Source: RefSeq, a predicted model, not a curated record